AUGAUUUCUCUGAUCUUCGACCUGUUGUGCACCGGCAUCAUUUUGGUCCAAGGCCGAGAGACAACCGUUCAGCCUCGCAAUGCCUGGAAGUUCUGUGGUAAUUUCGCAACUGGCCAUCGUGAUGCUGCCAUGCGACUUUCAAAACAACUUGAAACGUGUGAUAAAGGUCAAUGGGGCAAAGAGUUCACCGUCGAGGGCAUUGAGAACGCAGACCCACCAGCAAAUUCGUCGUGCUUGGGUGUAGCUUGUGACGAGGAGACCUCCACCAACAUCUGGGACAACUCGUACGCCAUCACCAAGAAAUGCACAGAAGUCGCAGCCUGGGUCAACCGAAUCAUCGACGAAUGCUGUCUAGAUACUGCUAGCGAUGGCCUCUCGGGCCAGUACUUCCUGGGAGAUGGUACAAACAUCGAUAUUGCCUUUGCCUUCCGCCACAUUGAACCAACAAUAGACCAAAUGACACCUCAUUACGGAAAUCAGCGCUGA
Messenger RNA from Diaporthe amygdali, 486 nucleotides. RefSeq lists its product as uncharacterized. The coding region runs from base 1 to 486 and encodes 161 amino acids. The record is from RefSeq and is a predicted model, not a curated record. NCBI's taxonomy places the organism in Eukaryota, Fungi, Ascomycota, Sordariomycetes, Diaporthales, Diaporthaceae. The transcript is spliced from 3 exons.